Messenger RNA from Pangasianodon hypophthalmus (striped catfish), 5442 nucleotides. RefSeq names its product neuronal pentraxin-1. Lineage: Eukaryota; Metazoa; Chordata; Actinopteri; Siluriformes; Pangasiidae. The record is from RefSeq and is a predicted model, not a curated record. The transcript is spliced from 5 exons. Bases 860 to 2758 code for a protein of 632 amino acids.
CUCACUUUUUUCCCAUAUAUCUAUUAAGAAUGACCUUUCUGUGAACCUUAUCUCUUGUAGACUUUUUGACUACUUCUAUUAUUCUGAAAAUCAUCCUUCAUUAUUUGUAUCAUGUUGAAAGACCUGUAAUCUGAUUACAGUUUCCUGGGAUGGUUCAUCUGUUCACGUCAUUCACCUCAGGGGCAUAGCUGGCUCAGAGAGACUGAUAAUGAGUGACUCAGUAAUUGAAAUUGAGCUGUGUCCACUCCAACAAAAAAAUUACUUAAAUGUUUUACUUAAACCACCAUGCUGUUUAGUCUUAAUCCAUUAGAUCAUAAUCCUGUUUGCAAUCCUUCUGUCAUGUAUGUAUGGUUUGGGGGUUGGUUUGUGCAAGCCAUUCAUGAAGUCAUUCAUAAUGGGUCUUCUGUGUUAUCUGCAGGAGUAUACUGGUGGUGACACAGAUUAACACGAUCUGGAAAUUGAUUAUCUGGAUGCCAGACACAGGAGAUCUAGUGUACCAAAGAUUCAAUCACUUUCAUGUGGGAAAAAAUAAACCAUGCCUACCUCUCCUCUAUCAUAUUACAAUACUGGAUUGUGACACAUGGACACAUGGAACUCUGUCAUGCUAUUUUUGAUGGAUAUAUGACCUAUCCAAGCACUUUUAACGAAAAUAGCGACUGACUUCUAAACUGUCUUGAAAUUUCCUGUGGACAAACACAGCAUGUUGUAGUAGUUCAUCUUUUUGUAUGUUUUUGUGUAUUUGCCAUUUCUCCAUGACUUCUUUUCAUACCACACUAAUGAUAAAGAAGCACAAUGUUCACACAUCAGCUGGAUAAAUACAUAAUAAAAACUGGAUAAAGGAUAAAGACUGUACUUAAUAAUGGCUAAGGACACAAAUAUAGCCAUUUGGCCUUUUCCAUUGGUAUUCUCAGACAAUGGGCAAAGGGGUCGAAUGUUUCGGGGACUUUGUUCUCUGCCUCUUCCACUCUAUUCACUUCUUAUCCUUUCAGUACUAUCCUCAGUGGGACUUAGCAAUGUACCAGGAGUAGAAUAUGAUUGGGGAGCUCACCCCAAGUUAGUUUGCAUGCCUCUACCUGCAGACACUGAUCCAAGUUGUUUUCCCCCAGAUGGGGUUACUCAUGGACCUAUUAUUAAUGGACAUAACAAUGGUCAUGGCAAUAGCCACAGUAACGGACAUGGGAAGGGACAUUUUGUUGGAGGCUUGCCUAACAGUCCUACCGGCAGCAGUAGUCGACGGGGCAUAUCUGAUGAAGCAAAAGCUACAAUUCUGCACUUGAGGGAAAGCCUAGUGCGUCAGAAGGAGACCAUUCUGGAUCAGAGGGAAACUAUACGGGAGUUGACUGCAAAACUGACACUCUGUGAGGGCUUUGGGAGGGGUGCAAGUGGGCACCACAAUGAAGACAACCAUGGACAUCAUGGCUCUCACCACUCUUCACAUCACUAUGACAGUGACCGUCAUUCUGAUCCCCACUAUCCUCUCAAUGGGUACCACAAUGACCAUCACAGAGUAAAGCCACCAUUUAUGGGGAAACAUGGAUUUUCCCCUGAGCAGGCAGGGAAGACCUUGCAGGCUCUGAAAGAGAGGCUGGAGAAUUUACAGGCAAGGAAUUCGUCUAGUACCUAUUCAAGUUCACUGAAAGACCUUCUGCAGCGCAAAAUUAAUGCACUUGAAGAACAGCUCCACCGUCACCAUGACAGUGACCAUGACUAUGGCACCCACGAAUCCCACCCUGGGCAUGGCCACCGUGAUAAUCACCAUGAUGACCACAGUGGAGAUCACCAUGAUGACCAUGAUAACAACCGCCACUAUGGUCAUCAUUACAGUCACUAUUAUGGCCAUCAUCAACUCAGCACACAUGACAAUGAUAAUGAUAAUCACCAUGAUGAUCAUCAUAACAAUCAUAAUGAUGACCAUCAUGAUGACCACCAUGACAGCCACCAGAAUGAACACCAUGAUGACCAUCAUUUUGACCCCCAUGACAGUGAUCACCACAGCAGCAAUGAUCAUGGCCACCAGCGCCAUAGCUCUCUUAAGCCAAUAGCAUCUAGAGCACGUGGUGCCUACAAUAAGUUGGAUUCUGUGCUGAGCCAUCUGUAUCACAGGCCCCCAGAAACAGAAAACCACAAGAGACCUAAAAAUCCUGAUGGCUUUCAAAUUGGAUUCCCCAUGCACACUAACUACAUGUAUGGCCGGAUCAAGCGCACUCUUCUCAAUGAAAUCUUUGCCCUAACUGUCUGCCUCUGGCUAAAGGGGGGUUCAGGCUCAGGGAUAGGCACCCCUUUCUCUUACUCUGUUCCUGGCCAGGCUAAUGAGCUUGUCUUGAUUGAAUGGGCCAACAGUCCAAUAGAAUUACUGGUGAAUGACAAAGCUGUAACGCUACCCCUAUCUCUGCAAGACAGAAAGUGGCACCAUCUUUGUGUGACUUGGUCGACUCGAGAUGGUGUAUGGGAGGCCUAUCAGAAUGGAGUGAAAAGGGGUUCUGGGGAAAAUCUAUCCCCCUGGCAUCCAAUAAAACCAGGAGGAGUCUUUAUACUGGGACAGGAGCAGGAUACUCUUGGGGGCCGCUUUGAUGCCACACAAUCAUUUGUUGGAGAAAUGUCAGACCUACAGGUAUGGUCACGUGUUCUUAACUCUCAAGAGAUAGACAACCAAGCCUCCUGUUCCAGCCACCUCACUGGAGAUGUUAUCGCCUGGAGUGAGUCCAUUGUGGAACUUCAUGGAGGGGUUACCAAAUAUCCCUUUGACCCUUGUCACUAAAGGCCCAAGUGGGUUGCUGCUACUGCUUCUUAACCCUUAGAACCCCAUGAACACAAUUUGCAGGAAUUUUCAUAGGUAUCUUGAUGUCAUAAAUAAGAAUCAUUUAUCAUUUGGGAAUAAGGCACACAUUUUUAGAAGCAGAAAGACUCUUUCCAAGCAUCCUGGUUAUGAAAUACAGUAUCAGUGAGGAAUCUGUUUUUGAAAAUACAUACAUACAUACAUGUUCAGCAUUGUGUUCAAACUGCACAUAUUAUUUCACAGUUUUUCCUCUUCAGAUUAGAGAGAAAGCAAAGUUAUUGUUUUUCAGAGAUGUGGUCUUGACCUCACAUCCAUGCUUUCUAAGUGUCUUUAAAACUUGUCAAAAUAUCUGGAAAAAAAGGGGGUUCAUUCUUUUAGCUCUAAAAAUAUAUGUUACUUACACUAUCAUUAUUUAUUUCCAGCAUUUUGUAAAUUCUUUGUUUUUGUUGUCAAAGGUUAAAAGGUCAAUCUGCCAUGUCAAUCAAAAUGAAGUCAGAUGAUGAUGCAUGCACACUAGCUCUAUAAAGACCAGUUUUAAAUUGCAUAAAAACACAGAAGACUAUAGUUGGACACCUGCUGGAGAGACAUGUAUAGCAAUCAAGAAGACAUAAGUAAAUAAAAGAAGUACAUGAAGUAUACUUAACUAUACUCAAAUGUAUUUUUCAGUUUCAACAAACAGUAUGAUACUAAAUUCCCAUGUCAUUCAGAAAUAAAUAAAUAAAUAAAUAAAUAAAUAAAUAAAAAGAUCAGAUCUCUGGAUGAAACCAAGAGGAGACAAUAUCAACGAAAAAUGUUUCAGUCUUACACUAAUCAUAUAUUAUUUCACCAUACCAAGCCAUAGAGUGUUCUAUCAUCAAAGUUCAUGUGUUCUUAUAGAGUACAACAAUUAGUUUCCAGUCCACUAAUUUUGAUUGGAUAAGUAGCAUUAUUUAGUAUAACAACACUGGUACAUUUCACUGUUUGUAUUACUCUGUCUGUGUUCGAUAUAAAAUUUGAAUUCUAGCAAUAGUUCAUUACAUUGACACUGUUACUACACUUCCUAUGGGCUGUCAGUCAGUCUGUGCAUGACAACACACAACGCUCCAUCCAGCUGUGGCUUCUCUGGCAAUUAUUUUUGUUGACGGAACAAAAGUAAACUAAAUAUUUGGCCAUAAUGUGUCUGAAAUGUCAGUUACUCAAUAUUCAUUUCUUGUCUAUAGACCUAGAAAAAGCAAUAUUGCACAAUAUGCUUGUUCAGUAUUGCUUAACUAGACCACAGUGACCUAUUAUUACCAUCUGUACUGAAAUAACUUUUUGAUGUACAUACAAAAAAGGUACUAAUUUCAAGAAAAGUAAAAUAGAUUUUAUUGAUAACAAUGGUAAUAACAAAAAUCGUUAUGUCAGAUCCACGUCAAAUAAUAGCACAUCUGUGUAGCCAAGGAUGUUUUGAAAAGAAAUUGUAGUGUGUCUGAAUGUCUGUAGUGAUUGCAAUGUUAGAGGCCUAGUUAAAGGACGUGAAAAAUGCUUAAAAACAGUCUAGGGUUCUAAGGGUUAAGCAAUAACCAUACAAAAUUAAAACAUGCUGUUAAAUAUUAUCCCUGCGGUUCAUUUGUUAUGACAAAGGAAAUUUGAAAGCAACAAGACAAUGACCAUUUGGAUGAUUGAAUAAAUGUUAGUAAGUGUCAAGGGAAGAAAUUUUAAAUGCUUUAUUAGAUCCUGAAGCAGCUCUUAGCAGCAUAGCACAGUGAGAAAGAUUUGGGGCCUAUUUAAAUGUAUUCAAGUGUUUCAUACAAAAAAUAAACAACAAAAACCUUUAUUUUGUCCUGUAAAUAAAUUAUAAUCCAAGGUGCUCUUUUAGUCUGCUUCUCUCUUCAGGUUCAGGUGUAACUGCAGGGAAAAGCUUAGUUUUAGUUUUUUCAUACUUAUGUAACAUGCAUCUGAUCAGUUUUUCAACUAGUAAUGUUUAUGCAUAUAUGUAUGCGUGGCAUGUGUUGAUACUGUGUAAUGUGGAUAAACGUGAAACUAUUUGUAUUUUUUCAUACAAAUGUUACAUCUAUAUUUCAUACCAAUUUGCAUUUGAAUACUACAGGUAGGUGGGGGGUUGAAAUGGCUCUGCAUAUGUACAUGCAGCAAGCCAGGAGCUGCAUGAGAAUGCAGAGGUGUCCAUGGCAACAUAGCUUAAAGAAGGAUUAAACAGACAAAGAGAACACUCUGAUGUAGGCCUAUUCUCUUAGAAUGCAGAACAUGCAAUCUUCCUGGCACUCUCUCUCUCUCUCUCUCUCUCUCUCUCUCUCUCUGUCACUUCCUCAUUCACACAAAUACAGUGGUUGGUGAACAACUCUAUAUUGAGAGAACACAUACUGUAUCAUGGAAAACCAUCUAAAUAGCUUUUGGUUUCUGUAUAAUACUGUUGUAUUUUUAUGAAACAUGAAUUUAUUCUAUUUAUGCAAAUGCUUUAGUAAAUUAUGUUUUGUAAAAUGUUGCAGAAAUGAAAAAAUGCCCAAUGUACAGUAUCUCUAGCUCAUAGCCUCUACUUAAAUGACUUCUAUGUACUAAUGUGUGACAUAAUUUGCUCUGUGUGUGUGUGUGUGUGUGUGUGUGUGUAUGUGUGAGAGAGAGAGGGAGAGAGAGAGAGAGAGAGAAAAUCUGAAAUCUUAAAAAUCUUACAUGACUGGUUGUGAAUUUAC